Molecule: messenger RNA, 1139 nt
Organism: Paramacrobiotus metropolitanus
Lineage: Eukaryota; Metazoa; Tardigrada; Eutardigrada; Parachela; Macrobiotidae
Exons: 4
Coding region: 50-1066 (338 amino acids)
Biological process (GO): G protein-coupled receptor signaling pathway
Cellular component (GO): plasma membrane
Molecular function (GO): G protein-coupled receptor activity
Source: RefSeq, a predicted model, not a curated record
UCUGUACAGUCUGGCCGAAAUUGACGAUGUCCAUUACAUCGUUGCUUGGAUGUAUGUUGGUCUGUUGGUUCUGUGCACUGUUGGCAAUGGGCUGAAUUUGACUGUGCUACUACGGAGUAUGAAAACAUGGAGAAUGUCCGCUUGCCAUUACAUGAUCGCCACCGCCGUGGCUGAUCUGGGUUCAUUAUGGUUCGCGCUUCCGUUUUUCUUACACCUGCUAAGCCGGGGACAGACGGAGUACACACCGUCCGUUGCUUUCGGUAUUGUUCCAUGGCUGGAUGACGCAAGCAUGUGGCUAUCCGAUUGGGUACUUGUAAUGUUCUCGUGGGAGCGUUUGCUGGUUAUUCUCUGUCCAUUGCGCCUGCGCUGUCUGCAGCGUGUAACAGUGGCCCGCAUCGCCAUUCUCAUCCUGCUGAUGCUGUCGCUAUCUUUCAAUAUGGUCGAUUUUGUGGUGAACUACGAAGAUCCGCAUAAUCACAUGAUCGGCGCACGUUAUGGCUUCGAUUCUUUGUUCGGGAUCCAACGGUCCGGCGGUUUUUUGUUCUGGGUCCGGCAGUGGCUUUUAGUCCACGCAAAAGCCAAGAUUAUUGUGCGUCUUCUGACCUUUUUGUUAAUUCUCGUUCCAAACUGCGUUCUCAUCGGUUUCCUGGUUUACUAUCGCCAGUCUAAGGUCAGCAAAAUGCGAGCUACACCAAACGUCCGCAAAGAAUUAGGCGAAUCGCCGGUGAGAACCGCCAGUAAGAGCACCAACGUCAUAUUGCUCAGCAGUGCCAUGUUGUUUCUGAUAACGCGUGCGCCGCAGACUUUCCAGAUGUGCGCUGUGGCGGCUAACAGCAAAAUCGGGCUGUAUAAUGCGGAUGACUCAGUUACGCUUAUCACGGACGAUUUCAUCAAUCUCGCUGUGCUCAUCGGUUAUACCAUGAACUUCUACGUUUACCUUCUCACCGAACGGCAAUAUCGAGAGCGUUUCAUGGCGGUCGUUCUUCGACCACUGCUGUCUUUCUGUACUACAAGACCUGGUCUUGUUUCUGUACUGUACCGAGAGCCGAAACAGUGCCGUAGCUAGAUUCGCUGCAGUACAGAAAUGGGGCACUCAAUUAAGCGCCGCCAAGAUGUUAUUGUAUAAUUAUGCGAGUCAA